Pistacia vera is the source of this 1309-nucleotide messenger RNA. RefSeq names its product haloacid dehalogenase-like hydrolase domain-containing protein At2g33255. Bases 93 to 851 code for a protein of 252 amino acids. NCBI's taxonomy places the organism in Eukaryota, Viridiplantae, Streptophyta, Magnoliopsida, Sapindales, Anacardiaceae. The record is from RefSeq and is a predicted model, not a curated record. The transcript has 5 exons.
AGCUGCCAAUUUUCCAACAAAAUUCCAAAAGCAAAUCUGUUGCUCACUCUCACUCCAUUUCUCUUCUUUUGCUUUCUUUCCUUUCUUCAUUCAUGCCCUCACUUCUCUCCAAAUCAUUUCUCUUUCUCCCUAAAACCCCCCUUCCUUCCGUUGCCAACUUCUCUUCCAGGUCCAGGAUGUCCACCGUCACCGCCUCCCCCAAAGCGCGCCUUCGCGGCGUCGUUUUUGACAUGGAUGGAACCCUAACGGUUCCCGUCAUCGACUUCGCCGCAAUGUACAAGUCCGUUCUGGGAGAAGAGGAGUACACACGAGUUAAAGCGGAGAGCCCCACUGGCAUCGAUAUUUUGCACCAUAUUGAGAAAUGGAGCCCCGAUAAACAGCGCCAAGCGUACCAAAUUGUCGCCGAUUUUGAACGCCAGGGCCUUGACCGCCUCCAAAUUAUGCCCGGUGCAGCACAGCUUUGUGGGUUUCUUGAUUCAAAGAAAAUAAGAAGGGGAUUGAUAACUCGCAAUUUUAAGGAAGCAGUUGAUAUAUUUCAUCAGCAGUUUGGGGUAACAUUUUCUCCUGCACUAAGCAGGGAGUUUCGUCCUUAUAAACCAGAUCCAGCUCCGCUACUACAUAUUUGUUCAACAUGGGGAGUUCAACCCAAUGAAGUCAUGAUGGUUGGGGAUAGCCUGAAAGAUGAUAUUGUUUGUGGGAAAAGAGCAGGAGCAUUCACAUGCUUGCUUGAUGAAUCAGGGAGGUAUAGUAUCACUGAUUUUGCCAAGUUGGAUGCACAACCAGAUUUCAAGGUGUCUUCUCUCACUGAGGUUUACUCGCUAUUAGAAGCAAAUUUUGACCUGACACCAUGAUUUCCAACUCUGUGAAUAAACUCUAUCCUGGGAAGAUGUAGACUAGGAGUUCUGAUAUUUUGUUUGUCAAUGGUCCCUUGUAUUGUCCAUUAAGUGUAACACCUUUCACCCACAAUGAGCUUUGAAGUAUAACCUCUGGUCAAAAUUUGCUUACAAUAAAGAGUAAACCUUAGUACACAGAGAGCUACGGGAAUUUCAGAAAUUCAUUCUAAUAUGCAAAUUCUGUUCCCAGAAUAGGGGUAUUAACUUUUUGGUUUGUGACGGGAUUUGCUGGACAUUACCAAGAAAUAUAUUUUUGUGGCUAAGAAUUAGGAGUUAUAGGUAAGUUUUGUCAAUUUUGUAUUAUAUGUCAAUUUCCAUACACGAAUGAUCCUCAGUUAGGCAAGCAAAACCAUUGUUGUAUAUGGCUAUAUGCUGCUUGUGUAAAAGAGUUUUAUCGAUUUUCAUUUUGAAUGAAA